This is a messenger RNA of Miniopterus natalensis, 819 nucleotides long. The record is from RefSeq and is a predicted model, not a curated record. NCBI's taxonomy places the organism in Eukaryota, Metazoa, Chordata, Mammalia, Chiroptera, Miniopteridae.
CAGAUCCAAAGCAGGAGUCAAAACAACAUCUUUGCAUUUUCCAUCAGUUCCCCAUCAUCAUACAAAGGAGGAAGAAGCGGGUAAGGAACAGAAGCUCUUUCCUCUGCCCUGCCCUUUUCUGCAGCUUUGUUCCGAGACCGAGGCACCUCCAAGCUAAUGAUGGCUCUCCAGAAGGCCCUUUCAUUGCUUCUGCUCGUGCUGCUGACCCUGCUGGGGCUGGGGCUGGUGCAGCCCUCCUACGGCCAGAAUCGCAUGUACCAGCGAUUCCUGCAGCAGCAUGUGGACCCUGGUGUGACAGGUGGCGAUGAUAACUACUGCAACUUGAUGAUGCAAAGACGGAGGAUGACUCGGUUUCACUGCAAGCAAUUCAACACCUUCAUCCACGAGGACAUCUGGAACAUUCGUAGUAUCUGUAGCACCACCAACAUCCAGUGCAAGAACGGCAAGAUGAACUGCCAUGAGGGUGUGGUGAGCGUCACAGACUGCAGGGAUAUAGGAAGCUCCAGGGCCCCCAACUGCAGAUACCGGGCCCGGGCCAGCACUAGGCGUGUUGUCAUUGCCUGUGAGGGUAACCCGGCAGUGCCUGUGCACUUUGACAGAUAGAUGCUACCCUGCAGGGGUUAUGGCCCAGUGGUUGACCUUUAACUUACACCUUGAAUAGCAAUGAGUAAUGCAUCUGAGCUAUCUCAGGCUCUGUCUCCUCUGCUUAUGUCUACUCCUUUUUCUUUAUAUAAUCCAUUCUGUUAAAUGCAUCAAAGAGAACUGGAGACAUAAACUUAUAAUGGGACUGGGCUUUCCUGCAAUAAACUUUUCAGUAGA